AUGAUGAAGAUGAUGAUGAGAGAAUGGAAGGAUAUUCCGGUUGAACUUCUGAUGCUGAUUUUGUCACUUUUAGAUGAUCAAACGGUUAUUACAGCUUCUCAUGUUUGUCAUGGCUGGAGAGAUUCUAUUUCUUUUGGUCUCACCCACUUAUCACUCUCAUGGUGUAGCAAGAACAUGAAUAACUUGGUGCUAUCUCUAGCUCCUAAGUUCACAAAGUUGCAAACUCUAAUCCUUCGUCAAGACAAGCCUCAACUUGAGGACAAUGCUGUUGAGGCUGUUUCAAAAUUCUGUCCCGACCUGCAGGUUCUGGACCUCAGCAAAAGUUUCAAGCUUUCGGAUCGUUCGCUUUAUGCUAUAGCUUUUGGUUGUUGUGAUCUUACAAAACUUAACAUCAGUGGCUGUUCGGCUUUUAGUGACAAAGCUUUGGCUUAUCUAGCUAGUUUAUGCAGGAAGCUGAAAGUUUUGAAUCUGUGUGGUUGUGUUAAAGCUGUGUCAGAUACUGUAUUACAGGCAAUUGGACAUUACUGCAAUGAGUUACAGUCUUUGAACCUUGGAUGGUGUGAACAAAUAAGUGAUGUAGGUGUGAUGAGUUUAGCGUAUGGAUGCCCUGAUCUUAGAACACUUGACUUAUGUGGUUGUGUCCUUAUAACAGAUGAAAGUGUAAUAGCAUUGGCAAAUAGGUGUCCUCAUCUGAGGUCACUUGGGCUAUACUACUGCAAAAACAUAACAGACAGAGCAAUGUAUUCAUUGGCACAAAGCAAAGUGAAUAACAAGAUGUGGGAAACUGUGAAUGGUGAAAAUGAUGAGGAUGGUUUAAGGACUUUGAACAUUAGUCAGUGUACAUCACUUACUCCUUCAGCUGUUCAGGCUGUUUGUGACUCAUUCCCUGCACUUCACACCUGCCCAGGAAGACAUUCACUCAUCAUUAGUGGCUGUUUGAAUCUUACAUCUGUGCAUUGUGCUUGUUGCGUCCGGCCUCACCGAGCUAUAAACGCUUUCCCUCACUCAGCUCAUUGA
This is a messenger RNA of Lathyrus sativus (Indian pea), 1017 nucleotides long. The record is from the annotation of a GenBank genome assembly. Lineage: Eukaryota; Viridiplantae; Streptophyta; Magnoliopsida; Fabales; Fabaceae.